UCUCGAUCAGUCUUCCCGCAUCACGUUCCCUCGCGUCAGAUCUUAUAUUUCCCAUGAUGCCUUGUGUUCAUCAUGGCUGCGCUCUACGAUCCGGCACGCGUGUAAACACUCGUAAAUGUAGCGUUGAGAAUUCACGAAGAAACUAUUUAAAUGAAUCAUUUUGACCGCGCGGCGGCCUCCGACUACAUUUGAAGACAAACGACGAAGCCGAGAUGAAGAUCAAAUCCAAGUCUGCGCAUCAUAGAUCCGAGAACACCUACAGGUUUCUUACCUUUGCUGAGCGGCUUGCCAAUGUCAAGAUCAACGUCAUCCACCGGAUCGACAGAACCGGAUCCUAUGCAGAGGAAGUCGAAACCUAUUUCUUUGAAGGCCUGACAAAAUGGAAAGACCUCAACGUGACGGAAAAUUUCACUACAUUUUUGAAGGAGGUCUCCAACAAGUGUCAGUCGUUCAACAUGCUGGUUUUCCAUCAAAAGUCGAUCGUGGAGAGUCUGAAAACACACCUGGCAGUCACCAGCAGCCUGGCCUACCAACCUCUACUAGAUCUGGUGGUGCGGUUGGCCCGAGACCUGCAAACCGACUUCUACCCUCACUUCCCGGACUUCUUCACGCUGAUCACAGCAAUGCUGGACACCAAAGACACGGAGGUGCUGGAAUGGGUUUUUACAUGCCUUUCCUACCUGUACAAGUACUUGUGGAGGCUCAUGGUGAAAGACAUGGACAACAUCUACAGCCUGUACAGCAAAUUACUGGAGCACAAGAAGGAGCACAUCCGCAAGUUCGCAGCAGAGAGUUUUGCAUUUCUGAUGAGAAAGGUUUCCGAUCUGGAUGCCCUGCUGUCUCUCGUGUUCUCCGACCUGCAGCAGAAUCCCGACAAGGCAGAAGGCGCCGGCCAGUUGUUGUUUGAGAUGUGCAAAGGUGUCCGGCACAUGUUUCACUCCUGUGCGGCAACCGCACUCCCUGCUGCGCUACGGAAGAUGGGACCUGCAACCAACCAGGGAGCCCCUUUACCGUGGGACCUGGUGCGAGAUGCGUUGGAUCACACAGCCCAGGCUGCAGCCAAUCAUGUGGACAAAGAGCACUUCUUGGUUUUUUGGGAGUCCCUCCAGGGUGGUGUGGAUGAAGUUUUUGGUAUUUUGGAGGCCAAGGGAGAGGAGGCUGGCCCCGCAGGCGAGCAGCUGGAAAGGCUGCUGUUCGUCCUCCACACCUUGGUGUCUCACAAGGACGGCGCGAAGAUCACAAAGCCGGAGGCCGUCUGCCAGACCGCGUUGCGCCUCGUGCAGAGCGUGACGCUUUCCGCGCCCUGUUCACGGCUCCUCCUCCAAAUCUUUUCCUCCCUGCUGCUCGGGGAAAACAUCAGACUCCCUGAUGCUCUCGUCCAGCAGAUAGUCCACAAGGUGUUUGCCAGCUCAAUGGGAGAAGACCUCAUCCUGGAGUUCACCAAGGAGAUGUUUCCCAUGAAGCAGUUUGAGCAGCUCUUCCUCCCCACCCUCCUGCUCUUCACCGCCGGCUUGUUUGCCUGCGGCGAUCCCGUGUCGCGCCACCGUGCCCUCGAGGUGCUCGUCAACUUGAUCCUGGCCAAAGCGCCGCCGCCAAUGGAUGGCGCCAUGGCUUUUGAGACCUACCCACUGCUCUUCACGGGACAGACUACCGGCCUGUUCAGUCACCAAGAGAAACCAGAGCAGAGAGCAGUGCCUGAGCUGGUGCUGUCACUCAUUGCAUUACCUGAGCAGCAAAAUGGGCCCAUUGCAGAUCUGUCGCUACCUUGGAGUGCACUGGUGCUGCUGCCUCACCUCAGGCCUCUUGUUCCCGCUAAUGUCUUCCCCGCAGUCACUGCCUUUUUAAACCACCUACUGUGUGAAAUUGAGAUGGGAAAACUGGCAAAAGCUGGUUUGUUUGUUGCCACACAAGCCCUAAGCUGCCUCCUCACUCUGGACAGCUCAGCUGGGCCGCUCUCUUUGGUCCCUGUGGACAAAGUCACCGCCAUCCUACGGAAGUUCCCCACAGAGCUGUCAGCCCUGCUUUUCGGAGACCUCUAUUACACCCGCCUGUCCUUGAGUGGUGCUUCCGAGCACCUAUCUCAUGAUGCACUUUUAGACGUUUACCAGAUUCUGCACAGCAACGUGUCCUCUAACAUAUCCAAGAUGCGUCUGCUGACCCUGAGGAUCCUUUCGCACUUUGAGCCAAAGCUUCCUGCCCCAGAGGAGCCUGAUGAAAGCAUGGAGGCGCAGCCGGUGUUCGCCAUGUGCCUGCAGGCGGAGCUGGUGCCCGCCUCCCUUCAGGACUACCGGGAAAAGCUGCUGUACCUGCGCAAGCUGCGGCAUGACCUAGUCCAGCGCAGCUUGCCCCAGGGGCCACACUGCACCUUUCAGCAGGUCCCUCUGCGUUACCUCUUAGCUAUGCUGUUUGUCAACUUCAAGCCACUGUGGGACACUGUCAUUGAGCUACUUGGGAGCCACGCCAAGGGGAUGGACAACAAAGAGUUCUGGAUGGUGUAUCAUGAACAUCUUGAGAAGGUGGCAGUAUUAGCUGAAGAACAACUUCAGGAGGGUGGUGAUGACAGCGAUGAUGAAGUGGAAGACACGGAGAUCCAGACUGGGCCCGGUUGCGACGUCAUCGAAAGUGGCGACUUGGGGGUCCUGUUUCUCCAGCAACUCGGGUCGAGCUCAGACCCCAAUGAGAGGACGGACUUCUCCAACUUCCGCAGCCUGAUGUGGCGCGCCAUGGCCCAGUUUCCAGACAGGGUGGAGCCCCGUAGCCGGGAGCUAAGCCCCCUGCUGCUGAGGUUCAUCAGGAAUGAGUUUUACCCAGCUGACAUGCUGGUGGCACCGACUCAGGACCUGAGGAAAAAGAACGACCCUGGGUUCGAGGGCUCCAUAAUGACUGAGGAGGAGGGGGAGGAGCAGGAGGAAUUAGAAGAGGAGGAGAGGGAUAAACGGCAGAAGAAAGCGCCACCACGGCGAGCGGCUUCAAAACAGCUAAUCGCCCACCUGAAUGUUUUUGCCAAAUUCACCAACCCUCGCUCGCUUUACAUGGAGAGCAGCCUGAGAGAGCUCUACAACCAACUCCUCUGCCACCAGGACCAGCAAAUCCAGCGAGUGGCCCUCCAAUGUAUUCUUACGUACAAAGACCCCUACGCAGUCCCGUACAAGGAGAAUCUGGAGAAGCUGUUAGAUGACAAGCAUUUUAAAGAAGAAAUCGUCCAUUUUAACAUCUCAGAGGAGACGGGAGUUGUGGAUGCUUCACACAGAGCUGGCCUCAUUCCAUUACUCAUGAGGAUCCUGUUCGGCCGUCUGCGCAGUAAAGGCAGCAGUCGCUUCCAGAGCAAGGCCAGCGCCUCUACACGUUCAUCCAUCAUCCUGCGUUUUCUUGCUGGAUGUCAGAAGGUGGAGCUGGGCAUGUUCGUUGAUCUCCUGCUGGAGCCCGUCUCUCAUCACAGCGAAGGUUCCUGUGGGGACGCUGUGCAGAGAGCGGUGGCCGGGACGGACAUUGGCGCUGUGCUGCCGCUGGGUCGCCAGCACAGCCUCCUUAACAUCAUCAACGUGGUCAUCCAGAAGCUGGGCCACCUCAUCGAAGUCUACCUGCCCAAAGUGUUGCAGAUUCUUCUGUGCGUCACCGCCUCUGUGUCGGCCAUGCUGGAGAUCAGGGAACAGCUGCGGCCAGGUUGCAUCAAUCCUCUGAAGAACCUGAGGCGUCUCGGCAUCCUGAGAAUCCAGGACUUUUUCGAGAACUUUGACAGCUUCAGCUUCAGUGCCGAUCAGCUGGAUGGCGUCUUCAUGGCUGUUGUGUGGCCUCAGGUUCAUCGCCUCCCGACUGAAAGUCCAUACUCGCCCACACCGCUCCUGAAGCUCAUCCAUGUGUGGUGCAAACACCCCAGGUACUUCCCACUUCUGUCCAAGCAGCGGCCGGGCCACCCGGAGUGCGACGUUCUCCUGAACGUGUUUGCCCUCCUGUCCGCCAAGAACAUCUCACCAGCCACCAUCGCCGUCGUCAUGGACGUAGCCGAGGCCCUGGCAACCACGCAGGACUUUGUCGCCACGGAGACAGAGGCAGAGCUGAGUGUGGGCGGCAGUGUGUUCCCGCAGCCCGCCGAAGCCACGCUUGCUGCAGACUCAUGGACGCAGGGCUCCAGGCUCUUACUGCCUCACAUCACCACCGUGCUGCACUACCUCAGCGGCAUAGUCCGAAACACUGAUAGGCUGAAAAAGAAGAAAUUCCGCCCACAGGUGUCCAAGGAACUCAACAUCCUGUCCAAGAUCAGUCGGUUUGUUAGCGACAAAAAGCAGAGUUCAACGCUGAUUCGGCUUUUACUGCCUUAUCUAUUGAAAGGCAAAAACUCUGAGGAAACAGAACUUGACAUCCUGGCUACCAUACAGAACUUGCUGCAGCAGUGCGUGCAGCCCUCAGCUUUUCUGCAGCCGCUCGGCAAACUCUUCUCCGUCAUUCACAACAAGCUGCCCAGGAAGGCUCUCACCAGCGUCUUCCAGACGCUGUCAGACAUGGAUCCUUCGCUCAAAUACAUCACUGACAUGACCACAAAGCUCAACGCCUUCGACAGUCGCCACCUGGAUGAGGUUUACUUUGACGUCCGCCUGACAGCUUUCCAAGAGGCCACCAGGCGGAUAAGAGAGAUGAAAUCCCUUGAUCUUGACUACAUCGGCACCGUCAUACAAAACUGCUUCCACACUUACGAGAUCGGAGACAUGUCGCUGAGCGACAACGCCACCUUGUGCCUGUCAGCAAUAAUCGUCCAGCUGGCGGCGGUCGGCGCAGGGGAGAAGGUUUACCGGGACGUCAUCCAACACACCAUCUUGGACGCCAUACACAAGGGACUCCGGAGCAAGACGGAGAGCGUGCAGCACGAAUAUACCAACGUACUCGCCUGCCUGGUGAAGACCUUCCCGACGAAGAAAGAAUUCCGAGACAUGGUGCAGCUCACCGACUACAACGACCCAGAGUCGGACUUCUUCGAGCACAUGAAGCACAUUCAGAUCCACCGUCGGGGUCGAGCCCUGAGGAAGUUAGCCAAGCAGCUAACGGAGGGCACUGUGGUGUUGUCGCCGCGUUCGUUGCAGAAUUACAUCAUGCCUUACGCUUUGACGGCCCUGAUGGACGAGAAAAUGCUGCAGCGCGAGAACAUGACAACGGCGUGCGUGGACAUUGUGGCCGCCGUGUGUCGCCGGCUGACCUGGUCCAAGUACCUGUACUACCUGAAGCAUUUCGUUCACGUCCUGCAGACGUCGCAGGUCGAGCAGAAGCUCGCUGUGAGUUUGCUCGUCAAAGUCCUUGAGGCAUUCCACUUUGACCAUGAGACCCUCGCCCGAGAGAUGGAAGCUGCUAAAGCCAAAGAAGCUGCAAGUUCCGCGAUGGAUGUCGAGGAAGAGGCCGCAGCCGAACAAUCAGAGUCAAGUGACGAUGAGGAGGCCAUGGAGAUAGACGGCAAACCUUCUCUGCAAGCUGUCGCCGUGGAAACGCCAGAUGAAGAACAAGUUUCCUCCGAGAAAGCGACCGCCGCUAAAGCCAAGAAACCCCCGGCUCCCAAGCCCGUGGUGGUUUCCUGUGGUCUGCCGCAGAGUCAACAGGAGCUGGAAUCGCUCAUCAGCACCAUCCAGCAGAGCGUCACAAGCAGCGUGUUGCCUCGCCUUCAAAAAUGUCUCAACGCCAAAGUGAAACGUGACGAUGAGCACAAGGCAGUGAAAUCCAAGGAGGUGAAGGAAGAAGAAGUGGCGCGCAUCCCGAUAGCCUUCGCCAUGAUCAAACUCAUGCAAACUCUUCCUCCACACAUCAUGGAGGCCAACCUGCCAGGGAUCCUGAUCAAGGUGUGCGUGGUCCUGAGAAACCGAUUCCAGGAGGUUCGCGAAGUUGCCAGGGGAACGCUGGUGAAGAUCCUCGAGACGCUGGGCUGCCGUUACCUGCGGUACAUGCUGAAAGAGAUGCAGGGUAUCCUCGUGAAAGGCUACCAGGUCCACGUUCUGACAUUUACUGUGUACCAGCUGCUCUCGGCCCUCAGCCCAACUCUGAAAAGUGGUGACCUCGACCCAUGCAUGAGCAUGCUCAUCAACAUCUUCAACAACGAGCUUUUUGGCGUCGUCGCCGAGGAGAAAGAGGUGAAGGGCAUUGUCUCGAAACUGAUGGAGGCACGGCAUAGCAAGAGCAUGGACUCCUACCAGAUUCUGGCCCAGUUUUGCAGCAAGGAGAGCAUCACCAUGCUCGUUCUGCCGUUGAAGGAGAUUCUGGAGACCUCAAAGAGUCUGAAGGUGUGUAACCGCGUGGCCGCAGUUCUGCGGCGCCUGGUUCUGGGUCUGCUGGAAAAUACGGGCAUGGACUCCUCUGAUAUCCUCCUGCUGAGCCACGGUCUUAUCAGCCAGAGCCUGCCUCUGCUCACUAAGAAAGACAAGGACAAAGCUUCAGCAAAGCCUCCACCUGACCCCCGACUCCCCCCUCCUAGCUGCCUACUCCUGCCACCCACUCCAAAGAGGGGCGGUGUGAAAGCUCCCGUCAGCCGCCGAACCAACAUGCACAUCCUGGUGGAUGCGGGUCUUAAGCUGCUCCAUUUGAGUCUGAAGAAAGCCAAAGUGACAUCAUCCAUGGAGUCGGCCCUCGAGAUGUUAGACCCUUUUGUGCCGAUGCUGCUUGAAUGCCUCACCUCCAUGCACGUCAAGGUUAUCACGGAAGCUCUGGUAGCCUUCACGUGGGUGCUGAAGUUCCCUCUGCCUGCCGUGGCGGAGAAUGUCAAUCAGCUGACCAAGCAGCUCUUUGUCCUGCUUAAGGAUUACUCCAAGGCCGGAGCCGCCCGUGGAGAGAACUACGUCCUGGUCCAGAAUUGCUUUAAGACCAUCACCAUACUGGUGAAAAAUGUGAAGGACAGCAGGAUUUCCGAGCUCCAACUGCAGGUCCUGCUGGGAUACGCCGAGGAGGACAUCUAUGACCAGUCUCGACGGGCGACCGCCUUCGGCCUCCUGAAGGCAAUUCUGUCGCGGAAGCUCAUCGUUCCUGAGAUGCAGCCGCUGAUGAGGAAAGUAGCGAAGCUGUCGGUCAACGGAAGUAACUCCAUGAUCCGAGUGCACUGCAGACAGAUCUAUAUAAAGUACUUGCUGGACUACCCACUGGGGAAGAAACUGCAGGACCACUUGGACUUCAUUGUGGCCCAGCUGGCGUAUGAACACGACACGGGCAGGGAGUCUGCGCUGGAGAUGCUCGCUUACGUCUUCCAGACGUUCCCUCAGACUUUACUUCGGAGGUACAGCAACAUCUUCUUUGCACCGCUGGCCCUGGUGGUGGUCAACGAUGACUCGGCGCGCUGCAAGAAGAUGGCCGCCAUGGCCAUCAAGGACCUCCUGGCCAAGGUGGACGUCAACCAGCAGAAUUCUUUGUUCUCCCUCGUCAGCACUUGGCUGAAUGAAGAGAAGGUGAGCCUGAAGCGUCUGGGCGCUCAACUUAGCGGUUUGUUCGUGGAGGUGGAAGAGGAGAACUUUGCCAAACGCCUCGAUGGCCUGCUACCGCUGCUGGCAAAGGAGCUCAACCCCGACAACUACGAAGACAUUGAGGAGGAGGAGGAGGAGCGGGCAGCGGACAGGCUCCUGUUCACUUACCUCACUCUUGUCACCAAAUUGAUCAAACAUUGCGGCUUCCUGCAGCUCAGCAAACCUCCUGACACCCUCGCCCAUAUUUGGGGCCACAUCGAAGGCCAUUUGCGCCACCCUCAUUGCUGGGUGUGGCUGACCGCCUCGCAGCUCUUCGGCCAGCUCUUCGCUGCCCACCAGGCGGAGGAGCUGGUUGCGGCGUGGAGAGCGCAGGGAGGUGGGAAAUCACCCCCGAAUGUGGCCGCCGCUUUCAUCAUGAGCAAUCUGGACAAAAAGAUGAGAGAGCUGGCAUUAGCCUUCUGCCAUCAGCUGCAGUCCAGAUUCUUGGACACGGAGUCUGGCGAGCAGGUGAUCAAAAACCUCCUCUUUGUGGGCAAGAUCAUCUACUUGGUCUCCCCCGAGUCGAACAUCAUCACCCCUGAGGAGGAAAUGGAGGCGGAAGAGGAGGAUAAGGAGGAAGAGCAGGAUGAAGCGGACGACGUGAAGGACGACAAACCUCCGUCGCUGCUCUGGCUGAUCAAAAAGCUGUCACUGAUGGCCAAAAGGGAGGCGGCGCAUAAUCCCAAAGUUCCGCUGAAGAGAACCUGCGUUUUUAAAUUCUUGGGAGCAAUCGCAAUGGACCUCGGCAAGGAGCGACUCGGCCCCUAUUUGACCACCAUCAUCGCGCCGCUCUACAGAGAACUGGAGAGCACCUACGCAGAACAAGACCCAACACUGAAGAACCUGGCUCAGGAGCUGAUCGACCUGAUGAAGAAACAGAUGGGCCUGGAGACUUUCUCGCUGGCUUUCUCGGCGGUGCAGAAGCAGUUCGCAGUGAGGCGGACUGCGCGUAAGCGACAACGAGCCAUGCAGGCGGUGACCAACCCCGACAUCGCCGCUCAGAAGAAAGUCAAGAAGCACCUCAAUAAAAUCGAGGCCAAAAAGCGCAAGAUCGAGUUCCUGCGGCCUGGUUAUAAAGCCAAGAAGCACCGUAGCCACGCGCUCAAAGACCUGGCCAUGGUGCAGUGAGUCAGUCAAGGAACUCAUUUUGUCAAUAGAUAAAGCGGAAUCAUGUCAAUGGGUGAAGAGUCUCCUAGAGCCGCUUUUUUUUUUUUUUUGGUUUGUAUAGCAUUUUAUAAAUCGUCCCCAUAAAAAAGUAAAACACGAUUGUUACAAUCACCAAAAGUCUUUACUGGGAAUCAUUUUCACUGUACAAGCAGUUAUAAAUAUGCAGCCAUUCAAUUUGAAUCAAACUGUACUCUGCAAUCCAUGGGGGGGGGGCAUAAUUUUAACUAUGUCGACAAUAGAAAUGGUGGUGCGACGACAGGCAAAUCAAUUCACUCAUGUACAAAAAGAGAUUUAAAUAACACUCCGUGGUCCAUUAGUGUGUAAAGAAUCGGCUAUGCGGUGCCUCCUAGCAAAGUGUCAUCGCGUUUCUUGCUCGUUUGACACGCACAAGCCUUCUGAGGGUGAUGGGAGUGAAUGAAUCCGACCAAAGGCACCCAACUUUGAUUGAUUUGAAAGUAGGAAGUGUAACCUUGACCACCGCUGCCCUCUGAACAAUGCUUUUCACGCAGACAAUAGAAAACGAGGCCUCUGCUUUUCAGUCCCAGGUUUGGCCGGAGUACAUGGGAAGCGAGGUCAGUCACAAGGUUUUAUACAGAAGGAUAUUUACAAAAAAAAAGGGUCUGGGGGGGCACGUGUCAUCGUCGUCUUUUUUUUCCCCUCUGUUCUACUGCCGACUCUUCAGC
Messenger RNA from Hippocampus zosterae (dwarf seahorse), 9313 nucleotides. RefSeq names its product UTP20 small subunit processome component (gene utp20). Gene Ontology annotation, cellular component: small-subunit processome; nucleolus; 90S preribosome. The record is from RefSeq and is a predicted model, not a curated record. NCBI's taxonomy places the organism in Eukaryota, Metazoa, Chordata, Actinopteri, Syngnathiformes, Syngnathidae. The coding region runs from base 213 to 8591 and encodes 2792 amino acids. The transcript has 59 exons.